Chenopodium quinoa (quinoa) is the source of this 1570-nucleotide messenger RNA. Its product is annotated as F-box protein SKIP23-like. NCBI's taxonomy places the organism in Eukaryota, Viridiplantae, Streptophyta, Magnoliopsida, Caryophyllales, Amaranthaceae. The record is from RefSeq and is a predicted model, not a curated record. The coding region runs from base 256 to 1407 and encodes 383 amino acids. The transcript has a single exon. Gene Ontology annotation, molecular function: protein binding.
UCAGUAGGAUAGAGGGAGUACAUUAUAAGUGACCAAUUGCCAAAAAGUUAAAAACAAAACAAAAAUUAAAAAACUAACAAUUACUAUAAUUUAUGUGGUAUUGUAGUCUUGUACUAUACACUUGCGUUGACUCGCUGACUUCUCUAAUCUAUAAUUAUGCAAUAUUCCAUCGGAAUCAGAUCCUUCAUUAGCCAAUAGCCAACUAAUCUAUCUCUCAAAAAAACAAACAAACAAAAGAAAAAGCUAAGGAUAGAAAUGAGAAACUCCUCCAACACCAUCAGUAACAAAUGGGAAGAUCUCCCAAACGAAAUCCUCGAAAUCAUAGCAAAACACCUUCAAUCUCGCAUCGAUGUCUUCCGAUUUCGUGCCAUCUCCACCUCAUGGCGCUCCGUCGUUCCACUCUCACACCGUCAAACUCAAUCAUCCCUCACUCUUCCGCCGCCGUUUACGGCCGCCGCCGUAUUAUCUCCCGUCACAAUCUGCCGCCUCCAACACCACUCCGGCGGCGCUUCCGUCUUGAUGAAGGUGGUUGAAUCAAUUUCCGGCGAAUUACAGCUCCUCAACCCGCUCUCGACCAAAACAUGUAAGGGUAAUAGUAGUGUUCGCAGGACGAUUAAUUUAGUGGAUCUUCGGUUGACUGAGUUGUAUAGAGGUUUCCGUUUGAUAUUCGAUUCAAUUCCCACGAAUUUUUAUGUGAAGAAAGUGGUUUUGUUUUAUGAUUUUGGAAUUUUGGCAUUGUUUGAGUUGGGGGAAUUGAGGUUUUGGGGAUUUGGGGAUAAAAAUUGGACGAAUUUGGGUAAUGAAGGGGAUUGUUAUGAUGAUGUUAUGAGGUACAAGAAUCAAUUUUAUGUGAUUAAUAAUUUGGGGAUUGUGUAUUGGAUUGAUAAAUGUAGGAAUCUUGUUCAAUAUUCACCUCCACUUUGUGGAUUUGGGCACCUGAAAAAUCUACUUGUAUCCGAAGCGCAGUUUUAUGUAGUUGAUUUUUACAUGGAGGAGGAUGCAGCAAGAGUGCAAGCGGCUAUGUUUGAGGAGCCGGGUGUUCGAGGCCGUCGUCGGACAGUGGAUAUGAAGGUGUAUAAGCUGGAUGAAGAAUGGGGUACUUGGGUUGACGUGAAAUCGUUAGAGGAUCGAAUUUUUGUGCUAGGAAAAGAAGUUUGUGUUUCGGUUAGUGUUCAGGAUUUCCCGGGUUGCCGAGGGAAUUGCAUAUAUUUUGUUGAUGCUUCGGAUACUAAAACGGAAUUUCAAACUUUAGGAGAGACUUUCAAACGAUUUGUUGGUCGUGUAUUUCGGUUUGACAAUGGGAGUGUAAGGGCGGUUCAGUGUUUCCCUGCCUAUAACAAGUUGUUCUCUCCUCAUAUGAAUUGGCCGUUGGCUAUUUCAUCUUCUCGUGAUGAUGUUGCUGUGUAAUUGUUGUUUCACAACAUGACAUGGGGCACUUUAGUUGGUUUAAGUUCCGAGUUAUGAGAUUCCUACCACUUUAGUAUUGUUAUUCAAGUAUGCAUUCCGUACUCAUUUUUAAACUUGUCUCUUGUAUUUUGAUGUCAUGUAUCUAGUAAAUUUUUAUACUUUU